AAAACAGAGUAGCUAUAUAAGGAGCUCAGAUUCGUCUUCUCCACUCGAAAACCCUACACUUCGGCCGCAGCUGCUCCUCAUCUACAGGUAGGUUUGUUUCUCCUUGAGCUCAGAGCAAUGGCUCCUGCUAAAGCUGACAGCACGAAGAAGAGUGAUCCAAAGGCCCAAGCCUUGAAGACUGCCAAGGCUGUGAAAUCCGGCCCUACUUUCAAGAAGAAGGCCAAGAAGAUCAGGACAUCAGUCACAUUUCAUAGGCCAAGGACAUUGAAGAAGGAAAGGAACCCCAAGUAUCCCCGCAUUAGUGCACCACCAAGAAACAAGUUGGACCAUUAUCAAAUUCUCAAGUAUCCAUUGACGACUGAGUCUGCAAUGAAGAAGAUUGAGGACAACAACACACUUGUUUUCAUUGUUGACAUCCGAGCUGAUAAGAAGAAGAUUAAAGAUGCAGUGAAGAAGAUGUACGACAUUCAGACCAAGAAAGUGAACACCUUGAUCAGGCCCGAUGGAACGAAGAAGGCAUAUGUUAGGUUGACACCAGACUAUGAUGCCUUGGAUGUGGCCAACAAGAUUGGGAUCAUCUAAAUUAAUGUUGUGUUAUCUUUUUAUAUUGAAGCCAAGUGAUUUCCGUUCUUGCUAUGACAGUUUUGUUAGUAUUGCGCUAUGUUAGUACUCCUGGAGUAGUUUGGUUUUCUUCAAUUUGUAUUUGAUACUAUAUUCAUCGUUUCCUUUUUCUUAUGGCAAUGGGAUGCGAUUAAAAUUUAGUUCGGUGUUAAUGCCUUAAUAUACACUGUCUUUUACCA
Prunus avium (sweet cherry) is the source of this 800-nucleotide messenger RNA. It is a transcript of the gene RPL23AA, whose product is annotated as ribosomal protein L23AA. Lineage: Eukaryota; Viridiplantae; Streptophyta; Magnoliopsida; Rosales; Rosaceae. Gene Ontology annotation, biological process: translation. Gene Ontology annotation, molecular function: rRNA binding; structural constituent of ribosome. The record is from RefSeq and is a predicted model, not a curated record. Gene Ontology annotation, cellular component: ribosome.